This is a messenger RNA of Toxotes jaculatrix (banded archerfish), 2020 nucleotides long. RefSeq names its product DiGeorge syndrome critical region gene 6 (gene dgcr6). The coding region runs from base 263 to 847 and encodes 194 amino acids. The transcript has 5 exons. The record is from RefSeq and is a predicted model, not a curated record. Lineage: Eukaryota; Metazoa; Chordata; Actinopteri; Toxotidae.
AAUAAACAAAACGUUAUAACCGCACAGCAUAAAAACAACUUUCUUUCUGGGCAAAUUGUUUUUGUAGCUUUAAUCGUGUUUGUGUUUUUUUUUGACGUACAUCAUUAGAUGCAGGCUAGUCUCCAAAACAAAACCUACGUCCGUGUUUCUGGGAAUUCUUUACUAUAGAAACAGUGAAAUUCGCCCAAACUGGAGCUGUUAGCUAGCCGAAUGUGUUGACUAGCAACGUCCUGAUGUUGUUCUAAUUUUUCCCGUUAAGGAGAUGGAUGGUUAUCCCGCUGUCAUCGGCGCUGAUUCUACAAAACAACAAGAAAGACAUUACUACUUGUUGUCUGAAUUACAAACCUUAGUGAAAGAUUUACCAAGCUCCUUCCAGCAGCGCCUGUCCUACAACACGCUGAGUGACCUGGCUCUAGCACUCAUAGAUGGCACGGUUUAUGAGAUUGUGCAGGGGCUCCUGGAUAUUCAGCAUCUGACAGAGAAAAAUCUUUGCAACCAGAGGCAAAAGCUGCACUGUGAACAUCAAGCACUUAAACAAGAUCUUGCACGAAAACACAAAGACGCUCUGCAGUCAUGCAAGUCUCACAACCUUGCCCUUCUCAAAUCAAACCACCAAGCAGAACUCGAGGCUCUGGACAUUCGUGUGCGAGAGGAACAGAGAAUGAUGGAUAAAAAGAUUGUUGUGGAAAUGGAUCAAAAAGUGAUAGACCAGCAGAACACCCUGGAAAAGGCGGGAGUCCCUGGGUUUUAUAUCACCACUAAUCCUCAGGAGCUGACAAUGCAGAUGAACCUACUUGAAUUGAUCCUCAAACUUCAACAGAAGGAGUCACAAUCUGGAUUACUAUGAGAAAGAUGAUAAAGAAGCCUAGUUGUGCCAAAAGAAACAGACGGCAUGUGCUCACAUUCUAGUUACUGUGAGAUUCACAGUGCUUCGGUAAACAUGUAACAUUGCUGUCUGUCAGAAGCAACAAGUUCAGAAAAUGUUGAGCACCUGUUGUACUUAAAGAAAUUAAAUCACCAUCAUAAACCCGCAGGAGAUGGUUGGUUCUGAAGUAUUCAAGUACAAAGUUUCAAGUAGUGAAGGAGAGGAGUAGCAGGUUGUGACAACAUAGCUUCUAAAGCACCUAAAUGCCAUGUCACGCAUUGUGAAGUUAGAAAGUUGUUUUUUUUUUUUUUAAAGACACAUUUAAGAACACAAAGAGAUGACCGGAGAUGGCUAUAACUGGAAAUAAUGCUGUGACCUUCCUGCAAUGAGAUGGUCUCUUCGUAAGUGCCUCUUGAUGUCUUUGAAGCAGUCAGCAAACGUUUGAGGUGAAAAGGAAAGUUUCAGUCCUUUGUGUGUACACAGAGACCCAACUCUGAGCAGCAGUAGGGCACUGACAUCAAAUAUAAAGUUGAAUUCUGUAACUUUACAUGUUGCUUUCAACAGUGGUGAAAAUUGUUUCGGAAGGUUGUGUGAAAACCUACUGUUCAUUUAAAAUAAGCCUUUGGACAUUAUGAAAAAUGGGCGAGGUCUUACUGGCCUCACCUCUGGACGGUGAAGUGAGUGAGCUCCAGUGUUCUUGAUCUGUUCUGAGCAGACCCUUGAGGAUAGGGGUGCAAAUUAGGCCUUGAGUUAACCUCAGUACAUUUACAUUGAUAUUUUUAAAAUGUCAGUGUUGCUUUAUGCUAACUGUCUUACAAAAAAUGUACAACAAUAAAGCAACUGAAUUACUGAUAUGAUACAUCAUGAACAAAACUCAAUAUGGACAGUAGCAUAUUUCUGGUUUUCCAUUCACAAAUUUCAAACUUUAAUAAAACAAAUGUUUUAAAAGUUUCUCAAAUCAUCUUUGUGUGAUGUGAAUAAUUGAACAGAACUGAGUUCUGUAAACAUCAAUGUAGAUCUUUUUCAGUCCUGUUAUUUGUGUAGCACUGUGUUCCUCCUUGGAGGCAGCUGCUCCUCAUCACUCAAUGUGGAACCAAUCACAACUGUGCCAGUUAGCAGGUAGCUUGAUUGGAUACCAGUAAAUAAAUAAAUCUG